AUGACAGCUAAUGCUGAGAGCAUCAAUCUUACAAAUGAUUCUACCGCCAUCUUUGACGAUAUUGAUAAAAUCCUUGCGCACUACGAUGACACCGGCGGUAGUAAAAACACCUCCAUGGCACAACUUCGCACUCAAAUUGUGUCGAUUUACCAUUAUCAGGACCCCGAUUUCCUCUAUCACUGGUCUGCCGUUGCUCGGGCCGCGAUCAACUUGGACGCUAGAGCGAACAGACCUCGGUAUCCCAUUACUUACAAAUGGCCCGAGAAUCAAGAUCCACAAUGCAUGCCUCCAAUCGUGCUUAGUGAAAAACUUCCUCCUCCAUUGUCGUUGGAUGUCUAUGGGGUUAUCAAAGGGUUUUUCAACAGGCCUAUUGCGCCCUCACCUCCUAGAUUCGAGGACUUGUCUAUGUUCCCUUCCAACCCUGUUACUAAUUCGGGAGAAGGUCCUCCACCCCCUCCUCAGCAAGCACCAGAAGCUUUUUCUGUUGGUGUUUGCACACCAAGUCCAGUGGCUGAAGUUCACCAACCUGUUCCUGGUCCUUCCCUUCUCAACCAAAUUACCUUCUCUAACAGUCCGCGUUUUCGUCAAAGUUCAUCUUAUCCUGUUGCUCGACCCCAACGGCCUGCUCCUCUUCGCUCGUCAAUCAAACAACCCGCGGUUCCCUCCUUACCAAUCUUUCAAAGGAUUGACAAAGGGAAAAGGAAAAGAAACCUUUCGGUUUCUUCCUCCCACUCCUCGUCUCAUCAGUUUUUGCCAGCACCAGCUACCUCUGGACCGCCAGUCUAUUCUGGUUUUCUUUCUUCUGACCCAGCACCAGCUGUAUCUGGAGCACCAGCUAUAUCUGGAAUCCCAGCUUCGUCUGGUCCCAUUACUGGUGCCAUUCUAUCUGCCCCGUAUAUGGAUGACAACAAACAUCUCGUACCUGAGGAAUUCUCUCCAGUUUCUUACCAGGUUAACCAAAUCGCCCUCCUUUACAAAUCCGACAUUAAGAACCACGUCAGCGCAUUCAAUUCCUGUAAAAACCGUCCUGCGAACUGGCAAAACUCGCUCACAAAAGACCUCCUCAAAUAUAACUUCGUCGAUCUUCGCAAGUUCUAUGGUGCUGUGGCUUCUUCGGACCCUCCUCAAAGUCGUCUUCGCAUCAAUGCAGACGGAGACCUCAAAAACGUUGAAGGUUCUGCGCCAAAAGAGAUUACUGACAAUAACCAUUGGCAGAAUCUUCUUGCAGUUCUUAAGCAUGCCUACAUCGCUGCUUUUCCCCCUGCAGCUUUAUCAAUUAAAGCUUAUUUCGACUAUAUCCUCUCUCUUCCAGGUCUUUUUCAAGCAAGAGUCCAUUGGGAGGAUGUGCGUGAUUUCGACGCAGAACUACGCAAAGAAUUUGCUUCCAGACCCAGCCUUGUUUGGGGGGAUUAUGAACAUAAAUCCCUCAAAGGCAUUGAUAAUCGAAUUCUCUAUAGUUCCACGAGCAAACUUGGCCGUGCAGCUAUCCCUUCUUCAAAAUAUACAACAUCUCAGACAGCUCCUCAACCUACUAGACUCGCUAUCGAAGCAGCCCCCUCUCCUCGUCAAUCCACGUCCAGCUCCUCUGCCAAGAAAACUAGAGGUAGACGUGUCAAACCAAAAUACAAGAUUCGAGAUUCCAGCACUUUGCCUAUGGCUGAUCAGCCUUGCAACAAUUGGAACGCUCGUGUUUGUCCCUUCAGUGACGCUGACUGCGACAGAAUACACGGGGUAUGCAACAAAGAUGGAUGUUUUGAAAAUCAUCAGGGAAGCGUCGCUCACAAAUGA
Molecule: messenger RNA, 1788 nt
Organism: Melampsora larici-populina 98AG31
Lineage: Eukaryota; Fungi; Basidiomycota; Pucciniomycetes; Pucciniales; Melampsoraceae
Exons: 1
Coding region: 1-1788 (595 amino acids)
Source: RefSeq, a predicted model, not a curated record